AUGCCAUUAGCUAACACCUCUGCAUCUCUUGGAGUCCAAGAGGGCACUCAUCGCAACACGACUGUCCGCGUUUCUGGCGCAAUCAACGGGCUAGAAGAUGCAACAGGCGCCCCACUGUCCACCGCCAACGACUCCUAUACACACAAUCCCGGGAUGUUUUCUCGUAUUGACAACAUUCCUCCAGAGAUCAUGAGAGCCAUUCUACUCUACGCAGCGCAGCGCAUUCGCGGGGAAGAUGCACGCACGCCAACAUAUUCCAUAGCACCGAACUCCACCCAGGUGUGCAGACUGUGGCGCGACAUCGCGAUCUCGACACCUUUUCUAUGGAACUUGAUCAAGCUCGAUUUUAGAGGAGAUAGAGGAAGCUGGACGUUCGAUUCCGCAUCGGAGCAGCUCGCUCGCUCAGGCUCCGCCCCAGUCCGCCUCACGAUCUUCAUCGAGAGCUGUAUGGAUCUCGUGGAUCAAGAACACCAGAAAGUGUUACGUCAUUUUUCCACAAGCUGCAGCGCCAUGGAGGUCAUCUUCUGCGACCACUUUUUCGAAAUACUACAGAUUCAACUGCUGGCGGACGUUUUUCCUCGCCUCAAGAUGUUGACGCUGACGAAGGCGGGCGUCAUUGGGUCAACUCUAGGAUAUUUCGAGGAGUUUCAGUAUCUUUCGCACCUCAGGAUGAAGCUGAUACAUGAUCGUGAGCGCGAUAUCCAGUACUUCAUGAAUAAGCGAUGGUCAUCUCUCAAGUCCCUUAUCAUUGACGAAACACCCGAGUUCUUAAUCACAGAUUCCUUCAACGCAAGUUUCCCGGAACUGGAAUCUCUGUUCGUCCACGCAGACCAUAUUGCGAAUGUUCCCACUUCACCUUUCGGUCAUACCAAUCUUCGAACGCUCGGGAUCUCCGUCUCCAUCCUGGAUCGCGGAGAAUCAGGCACUGGUACCCCCGACGCCGCCAUAUACCGUCUUCUCGAUAAGAUGAACCUUCCUUCGCUGAAGACCCUAGUGAUUUCCGCAACCACCAUAUCUCAUGUAGAUUUUCUGGAAAAGUACGAUGAGAGUCGAGCUCGACCGCUCGACAACAUCGAGCUACUUACAGGACCAGCGUCUGCUUACCCUAGGUUGACGAACAGGAUAUUGGCGUAUACGUUACCGAGAGCAACGCUGCUCCGGAACACGUCUUUCAAUCGUUCGCCUGCUUUCUUGCAUCACUACUCGACGUGGUCUGCGGAGUAUAUCCCCCCUGUCCCCCUCUAA
Molecule: messenger RNA, 1245 nt
Organism: Coniophora puteana RWD-64-598 SS2
Lineage: Eukaryota; Fungi; Basidiomycota; Agaricomycetes; Boletales; Coniophoraceae
Exons: 1
Coding region: 1-1245 (414 amino acids)
Source: RefSeq, a predicted model, not a curated record